Molecule: messenger RNA, 3536 nt
Organism: Acipenser ruthenus (sterlet)
Lineage: Eukaryota; Metazoa; Chordata; Actinopteri; Acipenseriformes; Acipenseridae
Product: elongin-A-like
Exons: 11
Coding region: 293-2233 (646 amino acids)
Biological process (GO): transcription elongation by RNA polymerase II
Cellular component (GO): elongin complex; nucleus
Source: RefSeq, a predicted model, not a curated record
AUGAUUACAUUUUCUAUUAUGGGCCAACGAGUUAAUUAGUGAUCCCAUUAUUUUAUAAGUUAUAUAUACGGGUUGUUUGCAAAAUGUGCAAUUGUUUUUACAGAUUAAAAAAAAACUACAAACACAAAUCCAAUAACUUUCAAUGAGAAAUUAUACAUUUAACAUUCGCGCUUCGUUUUGACGCCGCACACCGACCUAUAUAAAAGGUGAAAGGCAUGGCGCAUUUCCCUUUUGGAUUAAUACAAACAAGAUCCACGUGAACAACUGCAGUCCAGCUCUACGAGAAUCUAUAAUGGCCGAGCCUGAAGUUUUGGAAAAAGUGUUUAAACUAAAAGAGCUUCUCAAUGAAACCACGGAGUCGAAGAAGGUUUUAAAAACACUGAAGCGACUGCAGGACUUGAAGAUAACACUGGACAUCCUAGCGGAAACUGGGAUUGGAAAAACAGUUAAUUGUUUUCGGAAGCAUGAGAUUGCAGGUGAUUUAGCCAAAGCAUUAGUUAACCAAUGGAAAAAGUUGGUUCCCAAGGAAACUAACAGUUCUAGCCUUGCACAGGAUGACCACACUCCAGAAAAGCAAGAAAGCUCCAAGAAAAAAGAAAAGGGAGAUUUUCUAAAAGAAAAGACUUCCAGUAACAAAGAGAAAAGGCAUUCCACAGGACAGGAUAAAAGGGGGUUUGAAAAAUCAGAAUUUGUGCCCAAAGAAAUGUCCAAAACUGUUAAUACAAAAACCCUGAAUAACCAAGCUUCUGAAGGUCAUAAAGAUGAAGAUCAGCAUCUUGAUAGUGGAAAACAUUGCCCCACAAGUGGAAACACUGAAAAAUCAAAUGGUGAUCUUGAAGACUGUGGUGACAAAAAGCCUUCCCGAUCUAUCAAGGCCCCCCAUGAUCCCCCACCAGAAAAAAAGGCACCUAUCCAUGUAGACAAAGAGAAAUAUGAUCACAAGCGGACCAACAAGGAGCCUCCCUCAUUCAACUCAAUAACAGAGGAAAUGUAUAGUAGUUCCAAAAGCUUUGUGAAAAAGGACAAAAAGUCAACAGACGUUGCAAAUGAUGAUCAUGUAAAGCAUGAUAGGAAAAGUACUCGGUCGACAGAGAACCGAUCCGCUGCUUUGGGUGACCUGGAAAUGGAUAAAGCAAAGAGCAGAAAGUCUGUGAAGUUCAUUGAGAAGGAGAAGAGUGGCGAUGGUGACUUUGAGGAGCCGACCAUGUCCUUUGAAACCUGCCUGAACUAUGACCUGGGACCCACCUUCAAAAAAAGAAAAAAGCCUUCCGAAAUUCAAAAGCUGACCAAGAAACAUAAAAAUGAUGGUAAAACUGAAUCCUUAGGAAAAAAGGUGUCAGAGAAAGAUAAGAGCAUGACUGAGAAAAAGAACAUAAAAUCUGAGGAUUCGCCUAAAAAGGUGGAAUCUGGAUCAAUAAUGGAUCUGCUAAAUGUUCCAUUGCCAUCUUUUCUGCCAGAUUGUUUCUUAUUCCCUUCUCCUUACAUAGAGAAUAAAAAACAAGCUGAGGUCCCCAAUACAUUUGAAAAUACCGCUGGGUUUACAGGGCAGAGACUUAACUCCAAGAUGCAGGUUUAUUCUGGUGCUAAGACUGUGUUCCUUCCAGGCAUGAUGACCCUUUAUCAACAGUGCAUACGUGCACUUCAGAACAAUAUUGACUCACUUUACGAGAGUGGAGGAGUUCCAUUUGAAAUUCUAGAGCCUGUACUUGAACACUGUACACCAGAACAGCUGUAUAGAAUUGAAGAGUGCAACCCGGCUUAUAUUGGGGAUACUGACCACUUGUGGAUUAAACACUGUCAAAAGGAGUUCAAAAAUGAAAGACCUCAAGAAUACGAGGCAUGGAGAGAAAUGUAUUUGAGGCUUUUUGAAGAAAGAGAAAGAAAGUUUAAACUUCUGACAAAAAGCAUAGUCUCUGCACACUCUGGAAAACCUAAAGGCCGACAGGUAAAGCGAGCAUUUAUUCACUCUGUAGCCAAACCUCCCAGAGAGGUGCGUCGGAAACAGGAGAUCUAUGGGACUGCAGGCUCCACUGCCCAGCCUCAUUCUGUUGAUAAAAUGAAAAUUUCAAGUGUAAAGACCCCAGAAAGCAAAGCAAGACACAGCUCUUCGGAUGUCCAAAUGAGCAUUUCCAGUGCUGGUCCUAGUCAAGAUCCAAAGAAAAUGGCCAAAAAAAUUGCACCAAUGAUGGCCAAGUCAUUAAAGAUCUUCAAGAGCCGACUGGUACGCAGAUAGAUGCACUUUUGAAUCACUUUGUUUUGUUUGAUAAAGAACCAUUCUGAUCUGGACCAAUUUUUUUUUUUUUUCCACCUUAAAUGAGUAAUGUAUUCAAGGUAUAAUUAUCAAGUUUAAACAACGAAAUAUAAAAGCACUCUUCGUGUGUGUGUGUGUGUGUGUGUGUGUAUAUAUAUAUAUAUAUAUAUAUAUAUAUAUAAUAACUACUGUAAAUGUCAAAAUAAGACACAUAAAGGGAUUAAAAUGUCUGACUGCUUCAUUUGUAUUUGUUCAAUUAUGUUUUCCAGGGAUGAGCUAAUAACUGACUUUAAUUUUCGAAUAUUGGAACCCUUUUCUUUUGUUCAAUUGAAGCAUGUACUCUGUGUACUACACCUUGGACCAGCACUAUCCAUUUGGCACAAAUGUUUUAUUUUUAUGAAGAUCAAACACAGCUACUGUAUGUUGGCUGUAUUGUGCUAAGGAUGAUGGUCUUGGGUGGUUUUGUGUUUUUUGUGGGUUUUUUUCAGUGUUUUUAUUUUUAGAAAUUCUGGGUUUUUGAAGAAACUCAGUUUAACAGCUUUUAAAAAAAGAAAGGUGUAUAUACUGUCAAAGUCAGAUGGGAGCUGUGUGCCUCAUACUAGUAUCUCGGCAGUAAACUGCACUGUGAACAGGGGUUGAACACAAAAUAUAAUGUAGUCUUCAGGGGUUGUUUCCGUGUUAAAGCUGACAAUCUGAGUGAAACCCAGUUGUGCUGUUGCCAUCUAGUGUCAUCACAGGAAACGGUCUCUUACUAAACCCUUUUCAAUUGAAUGCAAGUGAAUGGUCAUGUUAAGUGUAGGGAAAGCACCUGGAUUGUUUUUAAACAGUUAUGAUAGGGUUACAACAAAAUAAUGUUAAUGUGAUUUUAUUUUAACACUAAAAGGGUACUGUUAAUUUGAUAUCUGCACUGAACAGCCUUUAACAUGUUUUUAAUAUGUGAUGCAAUAUGUGUACAUCAUAACAAAAGUUCAAUAAGACAAGAUGAGAUGCCACACUAUGAGUGAAUAUCCAUAAUGUCCUUUUACUUACAUUUGUUUUAAUAAGCCUUUACUGGCAUAACAUCAAAAAUUGCUUUUAAGUUACCUGCAAACAAAUUUAAAAGACUUCAUGGCUUGGUCCUUUAAAUGAGGCCUCUGGGACUGAAAGGUUUAUUUAAAAUACUUCAACACCAAGCGUCAAAUGCAAAAUUUAAGAAAAAAACAUUACUACAAAGACUAAAGUUUGGCAUUUCAGAACCAAGUAUGGAUAUUGUUUAUUUCAAAAUCAUGAAUGACAAUGAAUAAGG